Molecule: messenger RNA, 2418 nt
Organism: Metarhizium robertsii ARSEF 23
Lineage: Eukaryota; Fungi; Ascomycota; Sordariomycetes; Hypocreales; Clavicipitaceae
Product: Ankyrin repeat protein
Exons: 1
Coding region: 1-2418 (805 amino acids)
Molecular function (GO): protein binding
Source: RefSeq, a predicted model, not a curated record
AUGAAACCACAUGCAGGACUGGACAAUACACCAGUCGAAUUGUUGUUUUGCAUAUUCAAAGACUUGUCACUCGCACAACUUGACGUCCUGGAACAGGCUUGUGUCCGUCACCCGUUGCUCCAUAUCAUUCGCCAUUAUUUUCAUCGCCGCGUGGUAAACACAUGCACUAAUCCUCUACCGGAGCUAGCGCAAAUCGGACGAGUCAAGGAAAUUGAAUACCUGGCUUCACACUCGGACCUUGAUGUGAAUGUUAGGGACAUCGUAGGCCAAACUCCACUCCACAUCGCGGCGAAAACAGGACACGCGGCUGUGGUGCGAGCACUUUUACGAUUUCCAGGUGUUGUUGUUGACCGCAGGGAUGAUGAUGGAGGAUCUGCGCUGGUGUUUGCAGCUCAGCAUGGUCACAUUGGCGUAACAGAGCUGCUGCUCCAGCACGGCGCUGAGAUAGAUGGCCGGACUCACCGUGGCGAGACGGCUUUCCUCUGGGCGGCAAGAAACGGGCGCAAGAAUGUUGUCAGCCUCCUGAUAUCUGAGAUGGCCGAUCCUCUCAUCAUGGAUGCCGAAGGCUGGAGUGGCUUGGACUGGGCUAUCAUGGACGGCCAGGACGACGUCGUUGAAAUGUUGCUUCGCCAUCACGGCCACUUUCAAGAAUCCUCGGUCCGACAAAACGAAGUGCUGUUACUUGCCGCCGAGUCAGGCAACGACUCGGCAGUCCGUAUGAUGUUGGCGGCUGGGGCAGACGUGGAUUGUAGAGACGGCCAGCAAAGCACACCGUUACACUGGGCCGUGUCGUUUGGACAUCGGUCUACCGCAGAGCUCCUUCUCGACGGCGGGGCAGAUGCCAACUCGAGGGACAAGUAUGGCAAUACACCUCUGCACUGGGCAAUUAGUUAUCCAACCAUCAUGAAGCCCCUCUUGGACAGGGGCGUUGAGGUAGACAUCCAAAACAUGAACGGAAAAACAAGUCUCAUGUGGAGCGUAUUGGCAGAGCAGAGGGAGACCACCCAGAUGUUGUUGGGCCGAGGCGCGGCCACCGUGAAUGUCCGGGACGAGAAUGGCUGCACAGCGUUGCAUGGCGCUGCGGCAAAAGGCUGCAAUUCCAUAAUAAUCUGUCUUCUGGACAAAGGAGCAGAUGUGACGGCGACGGACAAGGACGGAUGGACACCACUUGAUGUCGCGACAAUCAAUGGACACGUGGCGGCCAUGGCCCUGCUGCAAGGCAAGGGCAAGCCAGCGGAGGGUAUUGCGGCGGCACGCUUGGCAUUGAAAAUGAUCCGGAAUGAGGACACAGCGCACAUCAUGAGGGAGAUGGCGCAACGCAAAUUGACCGGGAGCGAUGGCGUGAGUGGUUUGAGGUCGGCGGUGAACUGCAAACACGCCCAUCGACUGUUGGCUCUGCUUGGCACUGGCGUGGACAUUGACGAGUUAGACCCAGUGGGAGGAGCGACUGCACUGACACUUGCGGCCUGGUUUAACGAAGAGAAAAUAGCAAAAUUGCUCCUCGAAAACGGGGCUGCCGUAGACGCGAUGGAUAGCGACGGCCGCACCGCUCUGCACGUGGCUGUCGAGGGUGGUUAUUGUGACCUGGUAGCCUUGCUUCUUCAGAACGGUGCAAACGUUGAGGCCAGGUUUUGUGGGUGGACGCCACUGUUACUCGCGGCAAAACGGUUAUGGGACGACGAGGCCGGGCCAUGGAUGGUGGAAUGCCUAUCUGUGCGGGUAGUGGGGGCCAAUCUCGACGCGAGGGAUUACUUUGGCCGCGCAGUACAGCACUGGUGCGCUGCGUAUGGCAGAUCACGAGUUCUCACCAACCUCACGCGCCUCGGCGCAGACCUCGAUGCCAGGGAUCAUUGCGGCCAGGCGGCGCUGCACAUAGCCAUUGGAGCGUCCCAUGUGGACACCGUGCAAGCGCUGUUACAACAAGGCGUAGCCCUGGACGGCCGGACCUGUGAUGGGCUGACACCGGCCCACGUCGCAGCCUACACUGGCCAGCUCAACGUUUUGACGCUCUUGGGACAUGCCUGUAGGUGCAUACGCGAUCACCGUGGAACCGACAACCGUGGAACCGACAAGACUCAUCAUCAUCUAGGAGCCAGGCUUCGGCUAGACGCAAGAGACGUGGAUGGGUACACUCCGCUUACUCUUGCCCUUCUCACUGGCAAUCUACAUGUGGCGCAAUUCCUUCGCCAGCUCCCCGGAGGCGGCGAGGGCGACUUGCAAUUCCGCAGCAGCACCACAUAUCAUGAAAUUGCCACACGCUGCCCUCCCUCCCUCCAACUGCCCACAGAAGACGAAGACAUAGAUGUGAGCCACGCCAGGGAAGGCUCAUGCCCGCGGAGGCCUUUGUUCGGCGUUCAUGUCCGUGAGUGGCUGCGAGAUCAACACAAGUUGGUGGGAUUAGAGACUGAAGAAGUCUAG